Messenger RNA from Darwinula stevensoni, 3443 nucleotides. NCBI's taxonomy places the organism in Eukaryota, Metazoa, Arthropoda, Ostracoda, Podocopida, Darwinulidae. The record is from the annotation of a GenBank genome assembly.
AUGGUGCUGCUGAGUUUGAGUCUCUUCGGCGUUUGCCUUUGCCUCUUCUUCUACAUCUGGUCCUUUGUGAAGGACCUGGUGAGUCCCAGCAGCCUGCCCGAGUACUUUCGCCCCUGCUGGAAUCUCCUCGCGAGCCGCAUUCCCAUGAAAGAUCUAUCCGGAAUGGGGCGGUUCCUGUGUCUCCCACUUGGACUGAAUCGAAGGCUCUACGUCCUCAACGAUCAUCGGGACAUCUCGGAGGCGUUGGGGAAGUCCAAAGCUUUCUGUGGCCGACCGCAGAGCUUUCUCGUUCUCAUCGGUGGCCAUCAAGGGAUCGUAUUUGGAGAAGGGACGAUCCGGAACCUACAAAAGACAUUUGUUGCUCGGCAUUUCAAGAACGCCUGCAAGGGGAACUUCGGCUGGUACAUGGAGGAAGAAAUGAAGGAACUCUGCACCCGCCUCCAGGCUUCUGCGGGGAAGACGGCGAACGUGGACGCGGAACUGAAGACGACGGUGGGGAAGAUUGUGGGCCGAUUGAUGCUGGGGCAGCUGUACCACAGUUCUGGGUUGGACAUGGCACAAACCACGGACCAGAUCCAGGCCAUUUUGGAGGUCGCCAAUCAAGUCAAUAUCCCGAGUUACAUCCCUGAGUUACAGUUUUUCCUCGUUCCAUGGAAAAGGAACCCAUUUUCCUUGUUCAUGAACUUCUUCCGAAUGUUGAAGACCGUAAAGCAUUGCCUCAGAGCAGCAGAGAAAGCGGAUUUAAACCAAGUGGAUGGGGGAUUGACGGGGGAGUUCGUUUCUAUCGGAUCUCUCAAGCCCCACGAGGAUGCAUACCGAGGACCUCAACUGGAGGCAUGCCUAAGAGACAUCCUCGUGGGAGGGCUGGAUCCUCUCUAUUGCGCCCUCAGAUGGACCAUCCUUUGCCUAGCUCAAAAUCCUCGCGUGCAGACCAAGCUCCAGGAGGAACUGGAUUCUUGGAGGACGACGGCAAACUGUGAAAUCAGUUACGAGGAGAGGGAGAAGCUACCUUACACCACUGCGACGAUGUUGGAAGUAUUUCGAAUCGGUGCCAUCGUUCCAGUUGCUUGCCAUGCGAACACGUCCGGAGCUGGAGUACUGAACGGCCAGAAAAUUCCUCGGGGUUCCUACCUGUAUAGCAAUAUCUACGCCGCUCUAAGGAACCCCAUGCAUUGGGAAGAGCCCGAUAAAUUCAUGCCAGAGAGACACCUGGAUGAAAGUGGAAGGAUACGGAUACAGUCAGGCUUCAUCCCCUUCAUUGUCGGUCCUCGAAGGUGCUUGGGGGAAAAUCUAGCCAAGCAGUUUCUCUUCGCUUUCCUGGUCCAUGUGAUCUCAAACUAUUUUAUUUCUGUACCAUCGGACCAGCAGUUGGAUUCUAAUGGGAUAUUGGCUGUCACCUGGGCUCCAUCAUCUUAUCAAGUCAAGCUUGAACUCUGGUUAUGGAGCACUCUGAAAAACAUGUACUACACCAAGCCUGCAAAUGUCCAGCAGCUGAAAGCUGCCAUCAUCACAGCUAUCCAGGAUAUCACUUCAGCCAAAUCCCAUCAAGCAAUGGAGCACUUGUAUGGGCGGCGAAAAAUUCAGGUGGCAUAUGAGAAGCGCCAGUUUUCAUCAGCACACUUGCCUGAAUAUGAUGCUACGGAACCCACUACAGAAGGUUCUCACUCCUCAAGUGUGAUAGUUCGAGAUGAGCUUGUUCUUGUUCCUGAGCCUGGUGGUCUCACCAAUGGAGAAAUACUUCAUAAAGCAGAGCCAAAGAAGGAUGGGGUUAAGAAGUUAGGCUCCUCCCAAAAACAGCUGGAAAGGCAGCUGACUCAAACACUCCAUUUUGAAUUUGGAGAUUCAUUUGACUACAUCAAGGCAGGAGUGGAAGCAAUCAUUGAAGAUGAAGUUACAAAGCGGUUUGCAGCUGAAGAACUUCAGGCAUGGAACCUGCUGACAAGGACGAACUUGAAUUAUGAGUUCAUCAGUGUGAAACUUACAGUGUUGUGGUUCAUUGGCUUUUUGAUUCGUUAUACUUUGCUCCUUCCCAUGCGCAUCCUUCUCACAUGUGCUGGUAUUUUCUGGUUGGUGACUUCAACAGUUGUGGUUGGGUAUUUUCCAGAAGGAGAGCUCAAACGUUGGAUGAAUGCAAAAGUGUCUCUUAUUUGCUUCCACAUUCUUUGUCAAGCUUUGUCUGGAGUGAUAACAUUUCACAACCCAGAGAAUAAGCCAAAGGGUGGAAUAUGUGUUGCAAACCACACAUCACCCAUAGAUGUUCUCCUACUGGCUUGUGACAAUGUUUAUGCCCUUGUUGGUCAGAGACAUGGGGGUUUUCUUGGAGUUAUGCAACGAGCAUUGAGCAGAGCCUCAUCCCACAUUUGGUUUGAGAGAUCAGAGAUGAAGGAUCGAAGCAUUGUGGCUGCUAAGUUACGGGAGCACGUCAAUAACCCAGAAAAGCCUCCAAUCCUCAUAUUCCCAGAGGGAACAUGCAUCAACAACACAUCAGUCAUGAUGUUCAAGAAGGGGAGCUUCGAAAUUGGAUGCCCAGUUUAUCCUGUUGCAAUUAAAUAUGAUCCCAGAUUUGGAGAUGCAUUCUGGAACAGCAAUCGUGAUGGCUACAUGAAGUAUUUGUCCAUGAUGAUGAGCAGCUGGGCUAUAGUAGCUGAUGUAUGGUAUCUUCCUCCAAUGGAGAGGACAGAAGGGGAAUCUGCUGUGAAUUUUGCCAAUCGAGUCAAGGCAGAGAUAGCCAAGCAAGGAGGGCUUGUAGACCUUGUGUGGGAUGGUCAGUUGAAACGAAUGCAUGCCAAACAGGAAUGGAAGGAGCGUCAGCAGGAAGUGUUCAGUCAGCGAUUGAAGAGUCACUAAUUGUCUGGGAGAAGUCAUUUUAAUUAGUCACUCCUAUUGAAAGGCAUUCCACUUAAUCUUUCUUUGUCACAGGGCUGCAUCUUUUUGUUCAAUGUCCCAGGAUAUUGUCGUUUUACUUUUACUCCCUCUAGGUCAUUGUCAGAACCAGGUGGAAGACUCUUCAAGUUUUUUCCUGAGUUCAGGUCUAUAUAUUCGUGUAACCUUGGAUACCUGGUGGUACAGUAGAUUUGUCACAUAUUUCAUUCAUAAUUCUGGUGCAGGCGUUCAAUCAGAAAUGUACCCCUCACCUGUUAUAGUUAGUGCUUACCAGUCGUCACGGGUAUCCCAUCGGGAUGGCAUUUUCUUUGCUCGAUUGGAAAGCCCUCUCUAGUCACAGUUUCGCGUGAAUAUUCUCAAGAAAGCUGCAAUGUCAUGGAUCAAGUAUGCAUAUGUUCCAAGAAGGAGCUCUUUCAACUGACUUGAUUCCAAAAGUACUGUGAUAUAGAUAUUUUCUGUUUUUGCUAAGAGUAGAAUUUUAAUAUUGUUAAUAUUGUAUCUUUUGUGAGUACCGUAUCAUGUUGUUCAUGGUGGAUAGCUUAAAUAAAAGGCCUGGGCAC